AAUUCACGUGACAAACAGGAAGUUUAUCAAGAUUUAUCGUCGAUGGCUGUUACGAUACUAAGAUGGAUGCUGGCACUGUUAAUCGCUCAGGCUUCUACAUCGGGCUGUCACUUGCUAUCUCCUCAAGUAUCUUCAUUGGUGGGAGUUUUAUUUUGAAAAAGAAAGGCCUUUUAAGACUUGCAAGCAAUGGAUCUAUGAGAGCAGGUCAAGGUGGCUAUGCAUACCUAAAGGAAUGGUUGUGGUGGGCUGGACUCAUAUCAAUGGGAGUUGGUGAGGGGGCAAAUUUUGCAGCAUAUGCUUUUGCACCUGCCACAUUAGUCACCCCUUUGGGAGCAAUGAGUGUUUUAGUAAGUGCAGUGUUAUCAUCAUACUUCCUGAAUGAGCGUCUGAAUAUUCAUGGGAAGAUUGGUUGCAUACUGUGCCUCCUGGGUUCUACAGUGAUGGUCAUUCAUGCGCCCCAAGAAGAGGAGGUUGCUAGUCUGAAGAUUAUGGGCGAGAAGCUUGAAGAUACAGGAUUUAUAGUUUUUGCUGUCUGCAUUGUUGUAAGCAGCCUGGUCCUGAUCUUCAUUGUUGCGCCUCGUUAUGGACAAAAGAAUGUGCUGGUGUACAUCCUCAUCUGUUCAGUGAUUGGUUCACUAUCUGUGUCCUGUGUGAAAGGCCUUGGUAUCAGCAUCAAAGAGCUUUUUUCAGGAAUAGCAGUACUAAAAGAACCUCUAUUCUGGGCUUUACUCAUUUGCCUUGUGAUCUGUGUCAGCAUUCAGAUCAGCUACCUUAACAAAGCUCUGGACAUCUUCAACACCUCUAUUGUCACCCCUAUUUACUAUGUCUUCUUCACCACAUCGGUUAUGGCAUGUUCAGCCAUCUUGUUUAAGGAGUGGCUGCGCAUGUCCAUUGAUGGAGCUAUUGGGACUGUUAGUGGAUUUCUCACAAUUGUGCUGGGUAUUUUCCUUCUCCAUGCUUUCAAGGACACCACUUUCACUUGGGACUCUCUCCCUCUAUAUCUGCACGGUGCUGUCAGGGGUAGCACAUGUAAUCAGCCUUACAUUGCUCUGCCAAACCAAGAAAGUCUGAAGGAGGACAUUAGCAAACUUGCCAUAGGAAGUAAGAAAAAUAGAUUUUGUUCUAAGAAUUCAUGUCAGAACUGCCUUCCAACUACCCAUCUUAAUGUUAUAGACUUUACUACAUAAUCUUGAAUUAUACAUUCUUAAUUAAAUAUUCUUGAGUACAUUAUUGCACUGCUUUAAUUAAAUUCAGAAUACUGUGAAGUAUGUUUAUUAAACCAAUUAUAUGUGGACUUUUUACAGCUGUUCACUGCUGGAUAAUUUGAUAUAUCUUUACAUUCUGGGGAUUACACCCAUUUUUACUGGUUUUGCAGUUUUGCAUGUUUUGCAGUUCUGUAACAGUAUGAGCAUUUUGAAUGUGUGACUAUUAUCUUUAUUUUAUAAAGGUUAUACACAGUA
Molecule: messenger RNA, 1460 nt
Organism: Electrophorus electricus (electric eel)
Lineage: Eukaryota; Metazoa; Chordata; Actinopteri; Gymnotiformes; Gymnotidae
Product: magnesium transporter NIPA2
Biological process (GO): magnesium ion transport
Cellular component (GO): membrane
Molecular function (GO): magnesium ion transmembrane transporter activity
Source: RefSeq, a predicted model, not a curated record